Molecule: messenger RNA, 495 nt
Organism: Sabethes cyaneus
Lineage: Eukaryota; Metazoa; Arthropoda; Insecta; Diptera; Culicidae
Product: larval cuticle protein A2B-like
Exons: 4
Coding region: 1-495 (164 amino acids)
Cellular component (GO): extracellular matrix
Source: RefSeq, a predicted model, not a curated record
AUGGCAUUCAAAUUCGCAGUUUUUGCCGCCAUCGUGGCCGUUGCCAACGCUGUGGCGAUCGGAUACCCUGCCGCUUAUCCCGCUGCUUAUCCUGCUGCGUACCCAGCGAUUGCCAAGGUUGCCGCGCCAGUUGUUGCUAAAGCCAUUGAUGAUUACGAUCCCAACCCGCAGUACAGCUAUAGCUAUCACAUUGCCGAUGCCAUAACCGGAGACAACAAAGCGCAGCAAGAAUCACGCUCUGGAGAUGUCGUCACUGGGUCGUACUCUCUGGUUGAGCCUGAUGGUACCCGCCGUGUUGUUGAAUACACUGCUGACCCAGUCAACGGCUUCAACGCUGUUGUGCAUCGUGAACCACUUGCAGUCAAGGCUGUUGCUCCAGUGGCGAAGAUUGCCGCUCCAUUCGGUUAUCCAGGCGUCGCCAAAGUUGCCGCUCCACUAGGAUACCCUGCUGCUCACCUUGGAUACCCAGCCUACGGCAAAGCCAUUAUCGGUUAA